Molecule: messenger RNA, 3268 nt
Organism: Sinocyclocheilus anshuiensis
Lineage: Eukaryota; Metazoa; Chordata; Actinopteri; Cypriniformes; Cyprinidae
Gene: g2e3
Product: G2/M-phase specific E3 ubiquitin protein ligase
Exons: 14
Coding region: 301-2424 (707 amino acids)
Cellular component (GO): nucleus
Molecular function (GO): ubiquitin-protein transferase activity
Source: RefSeq, a predicted model, not a curated record
AACCAACCAAAAGCAAGCAGAGGCGUAUUUUCCGUCACAGAGGGAAGUUUGAAUUUUAUCAUGCGAUUUACACUCCUAUACUAAUGACUGUAAUAUCAUUUUAUUAAAAAGGACUAUGUGUUUUGCCUUACGGAGUGAGAAGACUAGAAAAAGCUCGUGAUAAAGUGAGUCUAAUGGCAGUUAACGUUACUGAAUUUGCCAAGCCAGUAACGUUAGCAACAGACCGCUAAUUCAGAGCUCUUUAAAUCGCCAUUUUAAAAUUUAGAUUUGUACUUAAUCCUGGCUGCGUAAUACACAAUAAUGAAAGCGAUGAAAGAGGAGACUACCGCAAUGAAACAGAUUCACGACGACAAAGACCUCAUCUGCAGUCUUUGUAAGAGAUGUGACAACAUUCCAGAGAAGUAUGGAGAGAAGAUCACCCUUCAGCAGCACAACCUGACAGUCCACUAUUUCUGUUUGCUGAUGUCUAGUGGAAUAUGUCAGAGAGGGGAGGAGGAUGAAGACAUUCAUGGUUUUCUCGUGGAUGACAUAAAAAAGGAGAUCCGCAGAUCUUCGAGGCUGAGAUGCAUUAAGUGCAAAAAGGUUGGUGCUUCGGUGGGGUGCUCCAUCAAAAGUUGUCGGCAAAUGGUCCACAUGCCUUGUGGAUUAGAGCAGGAGUUUAUUUUCCAGUUCACAGACUUGUUUCCGUCUUUCUGUAAAAAGCAUGCACCUAGUCAGUCCUGCGUCUCCAGCCCCAGUCUGCCACUUUCUUGCUCCGUCUGUCUGGAGCCCAUCGAACCCGUCCUCUCCUAUAAUGUCCUCAAGUGUCCUGCAUGUCAUGGCAGCUGGUUUCACAGAAACUGUGUACAGCAUUAUGCACACAGCGCUGCCAUGUUUUUCUUCAAAUGCACAUUGUGCAAUAACAAGGACCAGUUUCAGCAGGAAAUGCUCAGAAUGGGAAUAUAUAUACCAGAGCGGGAUGCAGCAUGGGAACUUGAGGAGAAUGCAUAUGAAGAUUUAUUGCAAGUGUACCAGCACUGUGAUGCUGUGAAGUGUCACAGUCACAAAGGUCGUAAAUACAGCUCACAGUCAGGGUAUUUUGAAAUUGUUCGUUGCAAGUUGUGUGGAUCCAGGGGAACUCAUCGAAAAUGUUCCAACCUUAAGCUUUACGAAAGCGACUGGAUCUGUACUGACUGUAAAGCUGCUGUUGAGGGAAAAAAGUCAGUGCCUUUGCCAAACCAUGUUGAAUCCCCACUGGCUGUAAGGCAAGAGAGGAAGAGGCUGUUUAAAAACAUCUCUGACCUUCACUCUUCACUCAUCAGUAAAAGGCAAUAUGUGCCUGCCACUUCUCCAGAGCUCUUAAUGGAUCUGGCCCAUCAGAUAUCACAGCAGCAGUCUACAGAGGUGCUAGUGGAAGAUGAUGAUGGGGUGAUGGAAGCAGCUCUGCGGGUUCUGCGGCAAAGUGACUUUAAUCCCUGUUGCACGCUUUCUGUGAAGUUCUCCCAAGACAAACAUAGCAACAACAUUAGGAAUCAGCGUCGCUUCCUCAGAUGUCUUGUUUCAAAACUGCAGAUGUCAGAAAUCUUUGAGGGCCCUGAUAGAUCUAAAAACCUGGCUCUGAGCUCAAAAGCUCUGAGGGAUGACCUGUACUUUGAAGUCGGCAGUCUGUUGGCCCUCUCUUUGGUUCAUGGAGGUCCUCCUGUGGGCUUCUUCUCUCCAGCACUGUACCAUAGUCUGUUUAACUACCCCACAAACUACAGACCUACUUUACAAGACCUUGGAGACACUACUUUUGCACACAAAAUCCGACAGAUUGCAGAAGCAAAGUCAAUGAAGGAGCUGAGAAUGGCAAUGCAGUCAGCAUCACAGUAUUUGGAAGCAGCCGGUUGCUGGCGAAAGAUCAGAGAACUCUCAGAGAAGGACAUGCUGGUGGAGGAUGUACUAAAUUUCUACCUGAUCAUCAGACUACAGCUGCCUCUGCAGAGAUUUCGUGAGGGUUUGAGGACACUAGGACUGUUUGAGCAGGUUCAGAUGUGUACAGAGGCUUUCCAUUCAGUCUUCUGUGGGCCUGUGGAAAGGCUGACGGCCGAAUCUGUCAUGGAGCUCUUUACCGUCCGGUUUUCAGAAGAAAAAGAGCAACAAGAAAAAGAGAACACAACAGUACACUUUUGGAAAAAGUAUCUGCAUGAGUGUGAAGAGGGUCGGUGUGCAGCACCACUUGAGGACCUCCUAACAUUCACCACUGCUACAGAUUUGGCUCCGUCCAUUGGAUUCCAUCCCACUCCAUCUAUUUCAUUCUUCAGCUCACCAGACCCCUCAUGUGCCUUUCCUCAGAGCCACUGUGAUGCCAAUCAUCUCUUUCUGCCAAUACAACCCUCAUAUGAGCUCUUCAAGAAACACUUGGAUUACACAGUGUGUCAGUUCUCAGUUAUGCAGGACAUUUAAAAAAAAAAAAAAAAACUCUUCUCCUGACUGGAUAUUUCAGUACAUUCACAGCGUAGAUUUACCUAAUUAUAUACAAUAGUGCUAAAGUCUAUUUAUUAGGGUUAUCGGGUAUUAUAUAAACAGUAUUUUUCAACCUAACUCACGUUAGCAUUACUUGAUCAUAGGUUGCUCCUCACUUUAUUUAUCAGUAACCCAGGUGUUGCUAAAUCCUCACAGUUUGGAAUCCCUCGACAAAAAAGACAUUUUAACAGCUUUGCUUUGAGCCACUCAGCACUAUUAGGACUUCAACUGCAAAGCAAUAUGUGUUCCAUACAUGUUGGAACACAAUCUUAGAUGUAAUAAGACUGUUAUUUGUGUUUAAAAAAAAAAAAAAGUUUUUCUUGUAAAUUUAGGUGCACAGUUCAGAAGUGUACAGGUAAUAGCUAGUAUUGUAACCAAAGUUUAAACUGUUGAGUAGUGUUCUGUCGAACAGCAUAGGUAUUUAGCAGUAAUUGGAAUUUGAUUUGAUUCGAUUUUUACAUUUUGUUUUUUUGUAAUAGAAAAACAGUUCACAAUAACAGCAGGUUGUAAUUUUUUGGUAGCCACAAGAUGGUGCAAUUGCCCCCCUUUUUGCCACACAUUGGCUAACUGCUGCCACUGCAGAUGAAUUGGUAGUUACUGAGUUGAAUGGUCUCACUGUUUUGUGCCAGAGACCCAUGUUAGAAUCAUACACAAGCUGGUAUGCUUUUGUCCUUGUAUAAUGUUUCAUUUCUCCUGAAGUAGCUUGUAAAGUGUAUGAUAGUUUGCUAGCUUCAUAUUGGCCAUAAUUUAUUAAACUUUUUACUUUUCUGUUAACCUCAGUGUU